Eimeria mitis is the source of this 270-nucleotide messenger RNA. RefSeq lists its product as uncharacterized. The coding region runs from base 1 to 270 and encodes 89 amino acids. The record is from RefSeq and is a predicted model, not a curated record. NCBI's taxonomy places the organism in Eukaryota, Apicomplexa, Conoidasida, Eucoccidiorida, Eimeriidae. The transcript has a single exon.
AUGCAGCUGGGUCCGAUCGACAGCAGCAAGCAGCAGCAGCAGCAGCAGCAGCAGCACAUGCAAUACCCUCAGCAGCAGCAACUGCAGCAGCAGCAGCAGCAGCAGCAAGAGCAGCACAUGCAACGCAGGGAAUAUCUCCACCAUCAGCAACUGCAGCAGCUGCUGCUGCACCCUCCUCAUCAUCAGCAGCAACAACAACAACAACAACAACAACAACAACAACAGCAGCAGCAGCAGCAGCAGCAGCAGCAGCAGCAGGGCCUUCUUUAA